Messenger RNA from Lotus japonicus, 4467 nucleotides. RefSeq names its product DNA polymerase I A, chloroplastic/mitochondrial-like. Gene Ontology annotation, biological process: DNA-templated DNA replication; double-strand break repair. The coding region runs from base 648 to 3890 and encodes 1080 amino acids. NCBI's taxonomy places the organism in Eukaryota, Viridiplantae, Streptophyta, Magnoliopsida, Fabales, Fabaceae. Gene Ontology annotation, molecular function: DNA binding; 3'-5' exonuclease activity; DNA-directed DNA polymerase activity. The transcript has 12 exons. The record is from RefSeq and is a predicted model, not a curated record.
UCCUUCUUCCUUUUAAAGUUCACGUUUUUUCGAUGCUAGUGCUUUUCAAUUUAGCUUGCCCAUGAAUUCAAAAGAAAUCCAAGUGUCCCUUACUUCACGCCUUGAAGAUAUCAAAACAUUAAAAUCUAAUAAAGAAUCAUAAGAAAGCAGACGUGGAGAAAACGGAUUCCCUUCCCUCCCAAUCCCAUCGAGACGCGCCGCUUCGACUAUCUCCAAACGUGACCCUACAUCUCCCUCCAAGCCAGCGGAGACCAACUCAGGGAAGAGGCAAUCAUCUGAAAUCCGCUGCGGGCACGUACAGCAGCCACUUCAAGGCUCUCUUCAACGACUCCCAACCAAAGGCUCUCGAAAUUUUGAGCUGCGCUAGAGAGGAUUGAAACUCCAUGAACCUCACAUCUUAGUUAGCACCAUAGUGUCGUCCAAUCUGCCAUCAUCUCCUUCUUUUUUCUUAAAUUUUUCUGGGUAAAGGUUUGAGAAACUCAUCUCCUCCAGAUCCGGUUGAACCCACCCGACUGACCCAUUUACCGGCUUAACCCGAAACCGAACCUGUGUUUGGGCGGAAUCGGACCACAAUAUCAUGCACUCGGUUUUGAGCCCAAAACCUUUGGCUAUAAUCUGAUAGCCAUUGUUGCAGGUUGCAGCCAGCAAUGGAGGUCUCAACCCCGGCCACUAUGUUAAGACCAUUUUGCCCCUCAUGCUCCUUCUCUCUAUCGCUCUCUUCAUGCUCCAGUACUCUAGCUUCCCUUACUCCCCACCGAAGAAAAAUGAAGUUAAUCCAGAUUGUCAACAAAUACAAUGGCAUUCGAAAUUUCACCGUGCCUAGUAAUUAUAUACAGUUUAGAGCAGAUUCAUGCUGUCUGAAGAGGACAUCUUGGGGGUUGAAUAGAUACAAUGACAUGAGGUAUAAAUGCAGUUUUCCAUAUGAGACUCCGGGUCGUGUUUCAUUCAAGACAUUUUCAAAUGCAUCAACUAGCAUGGUGGAGGAAAUGACCGAGGAAGAAGAGCUGAAUUCUUUUCUUUCUCAUGAAACACAAGCUAGGGCAGUGCCUGUGGCUCCUUACAAUCAUGAAUUUUCCACCACUGCUGCUAAAAGAGCAUUGUCUGGUGGUGACAAUCGAGGCUGGACUAGAGAAAAAAAUAAGUUAGCUGAAGGUAAAAAGGAAAUGAAUGACCCAAGCAAAUUUGAGAGGAAAAUUGGUAGUUCUUACGCGUCUAAUCGAUUUACUUCCGUUGGUCAGAAACAAGCUGUUUCCAAGAAUGCGAUUAGCAACCUUGUACUCCAGGACCAUAGUGAACAUGUCUCAUCUUCUGUUAAAUCUUCUGUAUUAAACCAUUCAAAGGUGAUUACAGAUUCAGAAACAGUGGUCCGCCAAUUUAAUGAAUCUUCAUUAGAGAUCAGUGAAGAGAAAAUUACCAGAGUUAAUGGUGAUUGCAGUUUUGAUGUAACUACAGAGGAGUCAAGUAAUGCAACAAUUCCUAGAGAAGCACACGGUACUGACAAAUCAAGACUUCGGGACAGACUCUGCAGUAUCUAUGAAGAUAUUCUGGUGGUUGAUAAUAUUCCUCUUGCUUUGGAAGUUUCUAAGAUGCUCACAGGAAAGUACCGGCAUCUUAUUUAUGCAUGUGAUACUGAGGUAGCCAAAAUAGAUGUCAAACAAGAGACGCCUGUAGAUCAUGGGGAGAUAACAUGCUUCAGCAUUUAUUCUGGUCCAGAAGCUGAUUUUGGAGGUGGAAAGUCUUGUAUCUGGGUAGAUGUUCUUGAUGGUGGCGGCAAAGAAAUUUUAGAAAAGUUUGCUGAAUUUUUUAGUGAUUCUUCCAUCAAGAAGGUCUGGCAUAAUUAUAGCUUCGACUGUCAUGUUAUAGAGAAUUAUGGAUUCAAAGUUUCUGGUUUUCACGCUGAUACAAUGCACAUGGCACGAUUAUGGGAUUCAUCAAGACGUUUGGAUGGGGGUUAUUCUCUUGAAGGACUUACUAGUAACAGAAGGGUGAUGUCUAGGGCUCAGCUUAACCAUGAAAAGGAUUUGAUUGGAAAGGUGUCAAUGAAAACUAUAUUUAGUAAGAACAAGGUGAAAAAAGAUGGAUCUGAGGGUAAAGCAACUACCAUUGCGCCUGUUGAAGAGUUACAGAGAGGUGAGCGUAUACCUUGGAUAUGUUAUUCUGCCUUAGAUGCUAGAAGCACUUUGAAGCUGUAUGAGAGCCUGAAGAGCCAUCUUUCAGACAUGCCCUGGAAAUUUGAUGGCCUGCCAGUUAAUGGGAAAACCAUGUAUGAUUUCUACAAUGAAUAUUGGCGGCCAUUUGGAGAACUUCUAGUCAUAAUGGAAUCUGAGGGAAUGCUAGUUGAUCGGUCAUAUCUUCAAGACAUUGAAAAAGUGGCCAAAGCAGAGCAAGAGGUAGCGGUUGAUAGAUUCCGGAAGUGGGCAUGUAAGUAUUGUCCCGAUGCCAAGUAUAUGAAUGUGGGAAGUGAUUCACAGUUGCGCCAGCUGCUUUUUGGUGGUACUGUGAACAGAAAAGACUCCAAUCUGGCACUUCCAACUGAGCGAACUUUCAAAAUUCCGAAUGUUGAAGAAGUGGUUGAAGAAGGAAAGAAGGCUCCCAAAAAAUUUCGUGAUAUAAUGUUGAGUAGCAUAGGUUGUAACCUUGAGACAGAGAUGUACACAGCAAGUGGUUGGCCAUCAGUUAGUGGUGAUGCGUUAAAAGCACUGGCUGGAAAUAUUUCUGCUGAAUAUGACGUUAUUGAUGAGGCUGGUAACUUGGAUCUUGAUGGUAAAGAUGGGAAUCCUUCUCAAAGUCAUAUUGCAGCUGCUAAGUUUGAUAAAUCUUCAUAUGGAACAGCUUUUGCAGCUUUUCCAACAGAGGAAGAAGGGAGAGAGGCUUGCCAUGCUAUUGCUGCUUUAUGUGAAGUCUGUUCCAUAGACUCUUUGAUUUCUAAUUUCAUUCUUCCCCUCCAGGAAUAUAAUAUAUCAGGAAAGGAUCACCGUGUUCAUUGUUCCUUAAAUAUCAACACUGAGACAGGACGCUUGUCGGCAAGAAGGCCCAAUCUACAGAAUCAACCUGCUUUAGAAAAAGACCGAUACAAAAUCCGUCAAGCAUUCAUAGCUGCUCCUGGGAAUUCUCUUAUAGUUGCUGAUUAUGGGCAGCUGGAACUUAGGAUUCUUGCACAUCUUGCCAGCUGUAAGAGCAUGUUGGAUGCCUUUAAAGCUGGGGGAGAUUUCCAUUCAAGAACUGCAAUGAAUAUGUACCCAUAUAUUCGUGAAGCAGUUGAGAAGAAACAUGUGCUUCUUGAAUGGCAUCCUCAGCCUGGUGAAGAUAAACCUCCAGUUCCUCUAUUGAAGGAUGCCUUUGGUUCUGAAAGAAGAAAAGCUAAAAUGCUUAACUUCUCAAUUGCAUAUGGGAAGACUCCAGUGGGGCUUUCCAGGGAUUGGAAGGUUUCUGUGAAAGAAGCUAAGAAAACAGUUGACCUUUGGUACAACGACAGAAAAGAAGUUUUGCAAUGGCAAGAGGAGCGUAAAAAAGAAGCUCGCGAGUUUCAUUGUGUUCACACAUUGCUAGGGCGAGCCCGGCGGUUCCCUUUGAUGGCCCAAGCUAACACCUACCAGCAAGGUCACAUUGAGCGAGCUGCUAUUAAUACUCCAGUGCAGGGUAGUGCUGCUGAUGUUGCCAUGUGUGCCAUGUUACAAAUUUCUAAUAAUAAACGGUUAAAGGAGCUUGGGUGGAAAUUACUUCUACAGGUUCAUGAUGAAGUCAUAUUGGAAGGACCAACUGAAUCAGCUGAGGUUGCAAAGUCUAUAGUUGUUGAGUGCAUGUCCAAACCCUUUUAUGGCAAGAAUAUUCUUAAUGUUGAUCUCUCUGUUGAUGCCAAGUGUGCUCAAAACUGGUACUCUGGAAAGUAGUAGGUACUUAAGGGUGGGUUUGGAACCGUGUUACCGUUGCUUCUGACGUGCGUAAUUGCCAAAACAAUGAUAUAAAAGUUUUGAAAAAAUGUACAUAUGUAAACUAUGGACGCGGAUACUAACAUACACUAAGAGCAUGAAAAGUCAUGGCUGUAUUUGGGAGAUGCUAUCUGAUUGCAAUUAAAAGAGGGUGCAACUUUGGUGCUUGUUUUGUCAAGGCAACAUCAAUGCCUUAAGUAUUAUGUGCUUGAUUCUAUAGAGGUUUGGAAUGCUUUCGUAAUACCAAAGAAGUAAGGGAGUUUGUCGUGGUUUCAUAUAUCCCAGGCAUAAUCAGAGAAUUAAGAUUUUGUGGUUCAAUGGAAAUCCAAAUAUAUUGAAUCAGGAUGCAGCAAAAGGCCAAAACAAAACCACUGGCCUUGGUUGUUUACUUUGUUACUUGGCAGGUUUUUUUCAGUCUUAUUUUGAAUAUAUACCUGGUUUUCAUGCCUUGCAUCUUUUAGCUUGAUGCAAACUUGAUCUGGAAUGUAUAUAAAGAAUAUGAUGAAGUGAAAAUUCUUAAAUUUAUAUUGUGUUUAAA